AUGUAUGAUUGCAUAGUACUAUGUUAUAUUUACUGGAGAAGAAAUGAUCAUGCCAUUUUGUUUGAAGAAGGCAAGAACAGGACCCAGGGAAAGCACAAGAAGGCGCUAUUGGAUGGCUCAAGUGAUCUUGAAUUCCCAUUUGUAAGAUUGGAGGAGAUUGCCCUAGCAACACAUAAUUUCUCGGAAACAUGUAUGAUUGGACGGGGAGGCUUUGGCAAAGUUUACAAGGGAACACUAGGCGAUCAGGAAAUUGCUGUCAAACGGCUAAAUAAGGAUUCUCAACAAGGAACAAAUGAAUUCAGAAAUGAAGUAAUACUUAUUGCCAAACUUCAACACAGAAAUUUGGUUCGACUUCUUGGAUGUUGUGACGAGGGAGAUGAAAAGUUGUUGAUUUAUGAGUAUUUGCCUAAUAGAAGCUUAGAUGCCACCCUUUUCGAUGAUUCAAGGAAAUUGCUGCUGGAUUGGGGAACACGUUUAAAUAUAAUCAAAUGUGUCGCCAGGGGGCUUCUUUAUCUCCACCAAGAUUCAAGGCUGACCAUAAUUCACAAAGAUCUCAAAGCUGGAAAUGUUUUGCUAGAUGCACAGAUGAAGCCCAAGAUAGCGGAUUUUGGUAUGGCGAGGAUCUUCGGUGAUAUCCAGGAAAAUGCAAACACCCAACGUGUCGUCGGAACAUACGGCUACAUGGCUCCUGAGUAUGCAAUGCAAGGCGUCAUCUCUACCAAGUCCGACAUCUAUAGUUUUGGCGUGUUGCUAUUGGAGACUGUAACCAGUAUGAAGAGAAGCUCCAGCAGUCCCAUGGGCUCUCCUAGCCUCAUAGCUUACUCAUGGAAUAUGUGGAAGGACGGGAAGGCAGAGGAGUUGGCCGACCCAUCUAUCAUGGACACAUGCUUACCAGAUGAGGUGUUGCUUUGCAUUCAUGUAGCCCUCUUGUGUGUCCAAGAAAACCCAAAAGACAGGCCACACAUGUCAUCAGUUGUGUUGGCGCUAGAGAAUGGGAGCACUGCACUGCCAGCUCCCGACCGGCCUGCAUACUUUGCAGGAUGGAGCACUGAACUGGAGCAGCUCAGAAACAAUAUUCAGAAUUCUGUGAAUAGGUUAACUCUUACUGGUAUAGAGGGUCGAUAA
Triticum turgidum subsp. durum (durum wheat) is the source of this 1125-nucleotide messenger RNA. Lineage: Eukaryota; Viridiplantae; Streptophyta; Magnoliopsida; Poales; Poaceae. The record is from the annotation of a GenBank genome assembly.